This is a messenger RNA of Fusarium venenatum, 819 nucleotides long. RefSeq lists its product as uncharacterized. NCBI's taxonomy places the organism in Eukaryota, Fungi, Ascomycota, Sordariomycetes, Hypocreales, Nectriaceae. The record is from RefSeq and is a predicted model, not a curated record.
AUGUGUCAAUCUGCUCCUGAUCCUCCAUGGAUGUUAGUAGACAGAAACUUCAAUGUCCAAGGUACAGAGCCCGAUUUCACUGCUGUAUUCGGCCGAUUGUACCUGAUCGCCUCCGCUCUUGGACAAUAUGAUGCGACAUUAUCGCAGCGGUUCGCUAAGACAUCUUCGUUCGAAAAACUUCAUCCCGUGCAAGAAAAGUCGUUCUGGACUAUCUGGCGUUGGUGGAUGGAUCAUGCCACUUAUUUCCGUACCGAGUCAACUGAACAUGACUGGCCUGUGGACCUCGUCAAUGGCACCAAAUACGUAUUGAAGACCACUGAUAUUCCUUCCUUGGAUGUGAUUCGUCUCAUGGCUCAUGAGCUGGGUACACCAGUUGGUCCGUCCGCUCCGUCCGCCCUUGCAAAUUCCAGGCAGAUGGUCGUCGUUGAUCAAGCUUUGCAGAAGUUGGCUAUUCCUAGCUAUCUUGAACUGCUUUACUCUGGAGAGUAUGCCGAUUUGAGGCCGUUGAAGUCUCUCCAGCCUAUUGAGCCACCUCAACAAGUAUCGUAUUUGGGGACGAGAAUAUUAGGCGACUCUGACCUGGCGGGGUCCGAUCCUAGAUGCCCACUGGGUAUUGAUGCGAACCCUUGCCCUUGGCUGCCAAAAGAUGACGGACUUCCAUUCUUUCUGUGGGAUAGGCACACGCAGCGUACUGUUGAAACGGCGACUCUUCAAUCGCGGCCCGCCUAUACUGCAAUCAGCCAUACUUGGGGACGAUGGAGAAAGGUUGAACAAGCGCAAGGCAAGAAAACGGCGGUCCGUGGCGUCGAUCAAUGGUAA